Molecule: messenger RNA, 531 nt
Organism: Drosophila eugracilis
Lineage: Eukaryota; Metazoa; Arthropoda; Insecta; Diptera; Drosophilidae
Product: cystatin-like protein
Exons: 2
Coding region: 45-428 (127 amino acids)
Molecular function (GO): cysteine-type endopeptidase inhibitor activity
Source: RefSeq, a predicted model, not a curated record
AGCCAGCUGCUCAUCAGUUCUCUCUCAAUCGUCGAGCAAGCAACAUGAACGGAAUUACAUCGCUGUGUAUUUUGGGUCUGGCUCUGAUGAGCUUGGCUGCCUUUGUUUCAGCUGAUGAAGCUCCGGUUGUCGGAGGUGUCAGUCAGUUGGAUGGAGAAAGCAGAAAGGAGGCUCUUAAACUUUUGGAUGAUACCCUGGCACAGCUGGCCACUGGAGAUGGACCGAGCUACAAAGCCAUCAACGUGACCUCAGUUACGACUCAAGUAGUGGCUGGAACUCUCAACACUUACGAUUUGGAGCUGGAUAAUGGAACCGAAAAGAAGAAGUGCACUGUAAAAAUCUGGACUCAGCCCUGGGUAAAGAAGAACGGCACUAACAUAAAGAUCAAGUGCGAAGGUGACGAUGGCGAGUUGGACCGCACUUGGUAAAAGGGACUUUCUUUAAUAUUAGAGCAACGAUAACUUUUAUUCCUCUGAAAAAUGUGUAAUUUUCUUUGCUUUGAUAAAAAUAAAGAAAGCUUAUGGCUUCUAA